CAGGCGGAGACUGCAUGGGCCAACACUGUCCCACACCUGGCAAUGACCGACCGAGUCAUCAAAUCGUCGGUCUCGAUGGGUCGACUGACAGCUUUCGAGUUGGAGAAGAGCGAAGAGGUUUUGCCACUCGGCCAUGAAUAAUCUACACUAAGUACAGUCCGGAAAGAUGCCACCAUGACACUCCAGAAUCUCCAACCACAACACGACUUUCUUCGGCAGGCCUGACAAAUUUCGACUUCGGGCGAGGGCAAAACGCCUGGUGGACUUGGUAGGAAAUCGCAGUAUCCACGGCUCCGGACGCCGUCUGUCGUCUCUUGCGCAUGGACGCUUUUGCCACCAUUUCUAUCUCGCGCUGUGGGCAUUGUGAGCAGGGGUAGAAGAAACCAGCGGUCCUGUAUUCUGUCAAGCAGCACUUCUCAACUCGACCUGGGAAGCGUUCGGGACGGUCACACAGCGACGAGGGAACCAAAUGGCUGACGACUUCGACAAUCCCCGUGAUGUUGAGCUCAGCUCCCUAUCCGCCAUCUAUCCCGAAAUUCAACAGCUACGGCCAGACGAUCCGUACACCAUCACACUUGAUGUGCCGGUCAACCCGUCAAAAGCCGUUACCGUCUUCUUCCCCGCCGCCGCCGACGAUGCAUCUCUCCCGAGAGCAAACGGCGUCCCAAAAGGCGCCGACCCUGUUGGUGCAGACCAGCAAGCUCCCGUCGACUCACACGAGCUAGCACAUCUCCCCUCGCUGCACCUGGAAAUCACGUUAGGGCUCCUCUACCCUGCGGAGCAGCCACCAACAGUCACGAUAUCGACCGAUCCCCCGUGGCUCCCCGCCGAGGCAAUCAAGCGGUUGGAGGAUGACGCACCUCGGCUAUGGGAAGAGAUGGGCCGUGACAUGAUUGGAUUUACGUACAUCGACCAUGUGCAGCAGGCAGCCGACAAUGUUUUCGGCCUUGUGGACGAUAAAGGGUCGCUGGAGGUCGAUCCACGGCACAAGAUCGCUAUCUUAGACUACGAUAUCAAGGCGAGAAGAGCGGCGUUCGAGAAGGAGACAUUCGAUUGCGGAGGCUCGGCCUGUCAUCGAAUGCUAGACUGCGGACAUGUCUUCUGCGUCCCCUGUCUACAGGACUUUUACAACAAUGCCAUCAAGGAGGGAGAUAUCGCGGCCGUCAGAUGUCUGGCGCCAAAUUGUGCGAAGGAGCGGUCCAAAGCUGCCUCUUUGUCCACCAAAAAACGCAAGAAGCCCCGGACCUUCAUCAACCCUAGUGAGCUGCUACAAAUACCGCUCGACCAGGAAACGGUCAAGCGCUACGUGACGCUGAAGUACAAGACGGAGCUCGAGGCCGACAAGAACACGGUGUAUUGCCCGCGUCCCUGGUGCAAUGGUGCCGCGAGAUCCAAGAAGCACAAGAAACCCCAAGGCUUGGAGCUGGCGGAAGCAUCGGAUGACUCCGCAUCGGAAGACGAAGACGACGAAGACGGCCCCGAAGGCGAGGGGAAAUCCAGACCCUACAAGGCGGCCGAAGAACUCCUAGCUAUCUGCGAGGAGUGUGCGUUCGCCUUCUGCAGCCGCUGUCAACAGUCAUGGCACGGCGAGUUCGUCCGCUGCACGCCGCGCCGCGACAAGGAAGAGCUCACCGCCGAGGAACUUGCCUCGCUCGAAUACAUGAAAAUGCACACCACCCCCUGCCCUACGUGUGGAGCGCCGGCACAAAAAACCCACGGCUGUAACCAUAUGAUCUGCUACCGCUGCCAGUCCCAUUUCUGCUAUCUCUGCUCGGCCUGGCUCGACCCGGGCAACCCAUACCGACACUUCAAUGAGGCGCCUGACGGGCGUGUGACGGGCUGUUACAUGCGUUUGUGGGAGCUAGAGAUGGGGGACGGGGACGACGUUGGCAUCGGUUUUGCGGGAGGUCGGGGUCAUGAUGCCGGCCAGGGCGUCCCUGCGCCGGUGCCGAUUGAGGAGCUGAUCCCUGAGAUUGAAGAGCCCGAGGAGGAGGACGAAGGAGAAGCCCAUGCCGCAGCCGUGCGACAGCAUGAGGAUGCACAUGCGAACGGUGGGCAAGUCGGCGUCGCUCGCGAGGGCCCGCUGGUCCUUCGGAUCGCUGCCAACCAACGUGGAGCGCCGGGGCGUGGGGGGCCUCGUGCUCGACAGCCGCCACCACCUGCAGUACCAGCGCCUCCUGCAGCAGCGCCCCUGCCGGUACCUGCUCGAGGAAGAGCAAGAGCAGCGCGAGGUGUGCGGCCCCAGCAGCAGGCGGGUCGCGGGGCAGGUGCGGCAGUAGCAGCAGGGGCAGCCGUCGCUGGGCAGAGAGGGCGCGGCCGAGGCCGUGCUCAUCGGCAGAAUAACAAUAACCCAGCAAAUCAGGGAGAGGUUGCGCAGCACCGUAACCUCAACAACGGCAAUGCGAACCUCGGUGAUCUCGGCGGGGACGUACUGGAUCCGCGGCACGAGGAAUGGGUUAGGCAGUUUGUGCAGGCUGCGUUGAAUGACGAGGAAGAUAUCCUCUUCUUCGACGACGAUGCUCCGGACUGGGACUUCCUGGACUAA
Molecule: messenger RNA, 2545 nt
Organism: Chaetomium strumarium
Lineage: Eukaryota; Fungi; Ascomycota; Sordariomycetes; Sordariales; Chaetomiaceae
Product: RWD domain-containing protein
Exons: 2
Coding region: 470-2545 (691 amino acids)
Biological process (GO): positive regulation of proteasomal ubiquitin-dependent protein catabolic process; ubiquitin-dependent protein catabolic process; protein polyubiquitination
Cellular component (GO): ubiquitin ligase complex; cytoplasm
Molecular function (GO): ubiquitin conjugating enzyme binding; ubiquitin protein ligase activity; zinc ion binding
Source: RefSeq, a predicted model, not a curated record